AUGUGCAUCUCUAGUGCCGAUCAUAACAUCACAUCAUUCUACGCACUAUCACUGAUUUUACAUUGUUCUCCUUCGGACGACGAGAGGAUCACGAUGCCAAACACACUGCAGCAGAUUGCCCUUGUCACCGGAGGUGGCUCCAGAAUCUCAGUUGCAUUUGUCAAGCAAAUCCACAGGAUUGGCUACAGUAUUCUCAUCGCUGACCUUGCUCUCCAUCCUUCGGCCUCGGCCUGGAUUGAGUCUCUACAACCUGAAGCGAGUCAACGAGUCGUAUUCUUCCAACUGGAUGUCGCAGAUUGGGCCCAGCUCGAGGCAUCUUUCAAUCGGUGCGUUGCCAGCUUCGGAUGUGUUCCCACCCUGGUAGUCCCAGGAGCCGGGGUCUUCGAGCCCUCAAGCAAUUCCUUCUGGGAGGAUCAAGACCAGGACUCGAGGUACAAGGUUUUCGACAUCAACCUCAACCACCCUAUCAAAACGACGCGUAUCGCUGUGCGCAAGCUUGUUGAAAACAAUCUCCAGGGUACCAUUAUCCACAUAUCCAGCAUUGCUGCACAGCGCUCAAGCAUCAUUACGCCCCUCUACACGGCCUCGAAACAUGCUUUGAGCAGUUUUAUUCGCGAAAUGGCUCCCCUCGCUGAGAUUCCCGGGAUCAGAGUGGUCGGAGUUGCGCCGGGGUCAAAAAAAAGUCCCUUCUCAUUGCCCUUCGACUCUAACACGUUUCACAGCGUUGUGGGCUCGCCACUGUAUGAGAAGCGCGAGGCAGCAAAGUUCCUUGACCCGGAACGCGACUACAUUCUGCCUCCAGAAGCUGUGGCCUCAGCAAUGAUGACAUUGCUGAGACAGCUAGACGAAUACGAGCCUGGAACAGUCUUGCUGCCACGAGACCGAAUGGCGAAAGGUGUCUCUCCUCGGGGAUUCAGGGCCGCAGGGACCGGCUAG
Messenger RNA from Thyridium curvatum, 936 nucleotides. RefSeq lists its product as uncharacterized. The transcript has a single exon. Gene Ontology annotation, cellular component: cytoplasm. NCBI's taxonomy places the organism in Eukaryota, Fungi, Ascomycota, Sordariomycetes, Thyridiales, Thyridiaceae. The record is from RefSeq and is a predicted model, not a curated record. Gene Ontology annotation, molecular function: oxidoreductase activity, acting on the CH-OH group of donors, NAD or NADP as acceptor. Bases 1 to 936 code for a protein of 311 amino acids.